This is a messenger RNA of Neolamprologus brichardi, 2817 nucleotides long. RefSeq names its product highly divergent homeobox (gene hdx). The record is from RefSeq and is a predicted model, not a curated record. Gene Ontology annotation, biological process: regulation of transcription by RNA polymerase II. Gene Ontology annotation, molecular function: DNA-binding transcription factor activity, RNA polymerase II-specific; RNA polymerase II cis-regulatory region sequence-specific DNA binding. Lineage: Eukaryota; Metazoa; Chordata; Actinopteri; Cichliformes; Cichlidae.
UUUUCAGCCAGUUCCGAACGUGACAGCAAUGAUCUCGAGCUCCCAUUGGCUCCUGUCUGCAAAUACGUCACAAUCAUGAUUAGAAUUGAUGAUCGGACGUUCUGAUUUCAUUGUCUAGCAAAGGGGACUGGUGAAGAAAUCUGCUGAAUUUGAGCGUUCGUCUGAUUUUAACAUCAAAAAUGCCACACUACCCAGCGGCAUGUCGGGUACACUGAGACAAAAUGGGUACAAGCAAAAUAGUGCAAAUGUAGAAAUACUGAGGUUUCGCUUUGAUCUGCAUGGCUGCCCCAUUCCCCUCCAGCAGUAGAAUGGAUGCGUGGCCACAAAGGCGUGGCCUGCAGACAAUGAACCUGCGGUCAGUAUUUACGGCUGAGCAGCAGAGGAUCCUGGAACGUUACUAUGAGAAUGGGAUGACCAAUCAGAGCAAAUCUUGCUUCCAGCUAAUACUGCAGUGUGCUCAGGAGGCCAAAUUGGACUUCAGUGUUGUCCGGACAUGGGUUGGCAACAAAAGGCGUAAGCUCGCCUCCAAGGUUCCCCAGAAUGGAGGGGUGUCUCAUUCCUUAUCUAGUCAUGGACUAGCUGGGGGAAUGCUCUCCAAUCACACAUUGGCCGGAGGUGCUUUGUCCAAUCACAGCCUAGCAGUAGGAGCGCUGCUUCCUGCUGACAUGACUGCAGCACGGAGCAUCCAGAACCGCGUGCACCUUCUCCCUCCAUCCUCGUCCUUCCCUUCUGUCUCGUCGACACCUUCCCCGCCCUCAUCUUCCUCACCCCUAAGCAGUGGAAGCAACAACAACAAUGAUGUAAUACUAACAGGGAUCUACUCUCUGAACUCUGGCCCUCAGUCCCGACCGAGAGCCGCGGCCCCACCGCCUCAGUCAGACUCUGACCUCUCUGCGCACACAUCCUCAUCUCUGAUGAACCAGGUGCUGCAGAUCAGGAACAGUUCCUCCUCCUCCUCACCCGUCCACUCCAAGUUAGUGUCACUUUCUCAGAAUCUCCCAUCCCUCACUUCUGCCUCAGGGCCUUUAGUCUACACUGCAGUCAGAAAAGGCGCUUUAUCCCUUGGGGAGGGGGGGGUAAGCGCAGGAGCAGGGGUAGUACCUCACAGCUGGACUAGACAAUACGGUACAGCGCAAAUUCGCCCUUGGUCCUCUUCCUCACAAUCCCAGACUCAGCUUCAGCCCAGACCUCACUCCAACCCACAACCUCAGCCGCCUGCUCCGCAGAAAACUCGGGUCUCCUUGCCAGUUCACAACGCCGGCCCCUCCUCUGAUCAGACACCUCGUAUUCAGCAGGUUUUUACCUUGUCAGAAAAGGGCGACAGGGACCGCCUCAGACCUGGACCAACAUCAGCUCGUAAAAGCCAGGAAACCCACAGGCCAGCACCUCUGGACAACAGUCAUAACUUCUCCAUUGCCAUGGAAACUGGAGAUGAAGAAGAUGAGUGGCAAAGGGAAGAGGAGUUGGCAAAUAUGGCUGCUCAAACACACAUCCACAGGGAGCAGACGUCAGCCAGCCCAAUCGGGGCCGAAGUGUCUGUCGUGCGAGGAAACCGCACACCUCCGAUGACGAGCUCCAGACCCGCAUUGCUUCAGGGCAGCUACUCCCUCACAGCACAGACCUCACUUACAGGGGAAUCCAGCUCACAAACUGCAGUUGGUGUGUCUGCUGCCCCCUGGGUUAUUAGCAACUCUAGAAAGAGAACACUGCAGGAUCGGACCCAGUUCAGUGAUGGGGAUCUUAUCCAGCUAAAGCGCUACUGGGACCGAGGCAUGACCAGCCUGGGCUCAGUGUGCAGGCAGAAGAUCAGCGCUGCAGCAAACCAACUCAAUGUAGACACUGAAAUAGUCAAGACAUGGAUCAGUAACAGACGGAGGAAGUACCGUCUGAUGGGUAUUGAAAUCCCUCCACCCAAAGGUGGGCCUGCUGUAUUCACAACCUCAUCGCCAGGAAACCAAUCGCCAGUGUCCCUCAGCCCUAACGAGGAGCGUCUCAGAACCCCUGAAAUUGGAGAUGACAUGAACGAUGGCGGCUCUGUGUGCCUGUCUGAGGAUGGCACCAUCGAUUCACAACACAGGGAUGGAGAGGAUGGAAACGAUCUGCCCAAUGCUGCUCCAAUGGCCAAUAAUGUGAAGAUCGAAGUGAUCGAUGAGGACGAGGAAGCCGAUGAGGAUGAAUUAGUGGCUUCGGACCUUGAGCAAAUGCAGAACUUGCUGGAAUUCAAGCAUGAGGAAGUCCAGUUCUUGGAGAAUGAGCUAGAGAACCAAAAACAAAAGUACCAGGAUCUUGCAAGCUUCACAAAAAGCCUGCUCAGUGCUGUGAGGAACAAUGACCUGGAGAGGCAGCAGGAACUCAUGGCCAGUCUACCUCAGCCUUCAGACCAGGAAUGGGACAUGACCGUGGACAGAGGAGCCCAGUCUCCUGCUGAGUCAGCAGAUGAAUCCUCCAACCACAGUAACCCCCAGGCAGCCGGCACGAGCUGCAGAGACCCUCAGCUGGCCCAGGCAAACGAAGUCCCGCUGGUCACCAUGAUCAAAGAUGAUACUGAUGUUACUGAGCCCUCUGCAUCAGAGGAGCAAAUGCAGGAAGCAGAACCAGAGUGACACAGACACACACACACACACACACUUAUAGAGAUGUUUCCUCACUCCAAAAAGAGGCUUAUUUCAAACUAUAGAGACUGUAGUGUCUAACAAUUACAAAAACACUCUUGGAAAAGUCACACUCCACGCCCAGUGCCUGUGGAUUGACACUUCACUUAUGACUGUUGGGCUUUUUUACUGCAUAUCAUUCGCCUUGAGAGAACAAUAAAUGACC